UUGUAAUGUUCCAAUGAGUCUAUAUAAGAUCUCACUCAGAUGUUACUCAAAGGGAGAUACAUGCCAGCACUUUCUUCUGCUUUCUGAUUAUUCCCUUCCCCACAUCUAAGCACUACUCACCCUCUUCUCAUUCUGACAAUAUUUUCCAUUUCUGUUUGCUUCAAUCAUAUAUAUAUUCCUUCUUUUGAAGUUCUCUAUUUCUAUUUAUAACCAAAAUGUGGCUUCUUUUGGUUGGAGCUAUUGUUGUUUUAAGUUUUACACACUGGCUUUAUAGCUGGAGAAAUCCCAAAUGUAAUGGAAAACUUCCACCAGGUUCAAUGGGUUUCCCUCUACUUGGUGAAACCUUGCAGUUCUUUGCUCCCAAUACCUCCUCUGAUAUUCCUCCUUUCAUCAGAAGGAGAAUGGAUAGGUAUGGACCGAUAUUCAGAACUAGUUUGGUGGGAAGGUCGUUGAUUGUCUCAACAGACCCCGACUUGAAUUACUUUAUCUUCCAACAAGAGGGACAAUUGUUCCAGAGCUGGUAUCCAGAUACCUUCACAGAGAUAUUUGGAAGACAAAAUGUUGGUUCAUUGCACGGUUUCAUGUAUAAAUAUCUUAAGAACAUGGUUCUUCAUCUUUUUGGAUCUGAAACUCUGAGAAAGAUGGUUCCUGAGGUUGAGGCUGUAGCAACCAGAAGAUUGAGACAAUGGUCAUCUCAUAACUCAGUUGAAUUGAAGGAUGAGACUGCAAGUAUGAUUUUUGAUUUGACUGCAAAGAAGCUGAUUAGUUAUGAUUCAGAAAAUUCUUCGGAGAAUUUGAGGGAGAAUUUUGUUGCAUUUAUACAGGGGUUGAUCUCCUUCCCUCUAGAUGUUCCUGGAACCGCUUAUCACAAAUGCUUACAGGGCAGGAAAAGAGCGAUGAGGAUGCUGAAAAACAUGUUACAAGAAAGGCGGGCAAAUCCAAGGAAACAACAAAUAGAUUUUUUCGAUUUCGUCCUCGAAGAACUGGAGAAAGAUGGAACUCUUCUCACCGAGGAAAUUGCUUUGGACCUUAUGUUUGUGCUACUUUUUGCAAGCUUCGAAACUACUUCCCUUGCUAUAACUGCAGCCAUUAAAUUUCUCCUUAACAACCCUCAUGUGCUGGAGGAGUUGACGGCAGAGCAUGAUGGAAUUUUGAAGGGAAGGGAAACUGCAGAUUCUGGGCUUACGUGGGCAGAAUACAAAUCCAUGACAUUCACAUUUCAGUUCAUCAAUGAAACUGUGAGACUGGCAAAUAUAGUUCCAGGAAUCUUUCGAAAAGCUCUGAGAGAUAUCCAGUUUAAGGGAUAUACCAUUCCAGCAGGGUGGGCUGUUAUGGUCUGCCCUCCGGCCGUGCACUUAAAUCCGCAAAAGUACACUGACCCCCUUGAAUUUAACCCAUGGCGAUGGGAGAAAUCUGAACUGAAUGGAGCAUCUAAACAUUUCAUGGCUUUUGGUGGAGGCAUGAGAUUCUGUGUUGGUACAGAUUUUACCAAAGUGCAGAUGGCUGUGUUUCUCCAUUGCCUGGUUACAAAGUACAGGUUCAAAGCAAUCAAAGGAGGCAAUAUCGUCCGAACUCCCGGUUUACAGUUUCCCGAUGGCUAUCACGUUCAGAUCAUGGAGAAGUAAAAAGCCUUUCAGAAAAAGAUAAACAGUAGGCAAAGCAAGUCACUUGAAUGCAUGGAUUGAGCUUCAUUUUUGUGAGAGUUUCAUGCCUCUAUGAAAACCAGACCUAUCUUCAAGAUCCAAACAGAGAUAAUUUAUCAACAAAAGACGUCGAAACCGAAAGAAGCUGCAAAGCUAAACUUGGUUGGUUCCACAAACAAAUCACCAGUCUAUAAUCUUCACUCAGCAUCAUAGUUAGGUUUUCAUUUUCUUCAUCUUUGGCCUGAUAGUACAGUCAUAGAAGGGGAAAGAAAGUUAAACCCAUCCGUAACUAUAAGCUUCAUAUUGCAUCCCUUGUGUAAUGAUAACAUGAAAUUUACUUUCAUUUUGUGUAAUGAUAAAAGUUUGUUUUUGGUGUUAAAACACUAGUCAUACAAAGAAAUGUGAAU
This is a messenger RNA of Momordica charantia (bitter melon), 2050 nucleotides long. RefSeq names its product cytochrome P450, family 87, subfamily A, polypeptide 2 (gene CYP87A2). Gene Ontology annotation, biological process: brassinosteroid biosynthetic process; sterol metabolic process; multicellular organism development. The record is from RefSeq and is a predicted model, not a curated record. Gene Ontology annotation, molecular function: heme binding; monooxygenase activity; oxidoreductase activity, acting on paired donors, with incorporation or reduction of molecular oxygen. Lineage: Eukaryota; Viridiplantae; Streptophyta; Magnoliopsida; Cucurbitales; Cucurbitaceae.